AUGUGUGGUGGUAGGACACUGUUUAUGAGACAAUGUGCGUUGGAGCUUUUGGUGCAUAAUCUACACCGUUUGUUGGAGUCUGAUCCUGAUGAGAAUGCAUCUAUUUAUAAUAUGCUUUCUACAAUUGAGAAUUUGAUUGAGGUGAAACUUGAUGUGACGGUGGUGGUUUGCAAGAAGACAAAGUUGUUGAAGUGGUUGUUGGAGAAUAUUAAGAGUAGUUAUGUGAAUCAGAAGAAGGUGAGGGAGAUGAAUGGUGUCAAUGUGGUGCUUCUGGUUAUGCCGAUGUUUAAGUCGAAGGAUCCUAAGAGUUUGGAUGAGGAAGAAAUGGUGGAGAAUUUGUUUGAUUGUUUGAGUUUUUUGUUGAUGUCGUUGGAGAAUAAAGAGAGGUUUGUGAAAGCGGAAAGGGUUAAGUUGAUGAUACUUAUUAUGUAA
Molecule: messenger RNA, 432 nt
Organism: Vicia faba (fava bean)
Lineage: Eukaryota; Viridiplantae; Streptophyta; Magnoliopsida; Fabales; Fabaceae
Source: the annotation of a GenBank genome assembly